AAUGAUGUCUGGAAGGAGUUCUGUAAGCGGGGUGAGUGGAAACCAAAGCUCCAGCUCUGUUGCAGGAAUGUCUGUUCAGAUUAAUCUGGAUGAUAUGGCAAUAGAGCAGAUUAUAGCUUUAGUGGCAGAAUCUAGCCAAUCAGUGAACCGGUUGAGCCAGGAGACCAGUAUGUUAGAGGAGUUCUAUAAUAGGAUGACCGGCGGGGAGGUUAUAGCAACUGUAUUUGAGAGAGCUGAGUCCCAGGAAGGCAGCUCCGCAGCAUCUCCAGAGAGCAGCAAACCAGCUACAGCAAGUGGAUCAGUCUUGGACACAGGUGUCAAUGUGAAUCCGUCAAUCCGACGAAGCGUAGCUGGGAGACGACAUUCUUCAGGUUCAAGAAUUGAUCCAAGAGGAAGGCAGAUACGCUUGAGUAUUAUUCAAAAGUGCGGUAUAGCAGGGAAAGAAGUCUCUUUAACCCAGCAGAAUAAAGCUAAAGAAAUCCUUAGUAGAAGAAUUCAGUUAGAGCAGGGUCGAGCCAAUCUUGAGGAGAGAACAAUGCAAUUAAAGGAAAGCUUUAAACUAACAUUCAUCUAA
Messenger RNA from Eurytemora carolleeae, 574 nucleotides. RefSeq lists its product as uncharacterized. The record is from RefSeq and is a predicted model, not a curated record. Lineage: Eukaryota; Metazoa; Arthropoda; Copepoda; Calanoida; Temoridae. The transcript is spliced from 7 exons. Bases 2 to 574 code for a protein of 190 amino acids.